UCGCGAUGUGCAGACAGGAGCCAUUUUGUGCGCGGCGCGUGUUCCGCGGGGCCGCGCUCUGCGGCGAGGAGGGUGUUAAAAUGUCCCUGCGACGGCGGCCGCGCGGGCCGGGCCUCGGCCCCGCUGUGUCCGUGGGGGUGUGGGUGGCGGCACCCGCCCGUGGGCCCGGCACCCGCCCGUGGGCCCGGCACACGCCAUCCGCGUCAUCCCAGUGUUUGGAAGCUCCGGGUGCUCGCCGUGUCGGGGAGAUUCCCUGUCGCUGUCAGUGUCUGCUGAGCCCUUCGGGGUGGUGCCCGGUGAAAGGACGAGGAGUGAGGGCCGCAAACUAAAACACCAGAAGUUUCAGCUCACAGUGAGAAAGGACUUCUCGUGUUGGAUUAGGCUGCCCGGGAAAGGCGUGGAGUCUCCCUCUGCGGAGACAUUCAAAACCCACUUGGAUGCUCCAGGAGGCCGUUUCUGAAAAGGGACUUCAGGGAGUGAGUGCAGGAUGACUCAGCAGGGAGCUGUUCUUCAGGGUUACAAUAAUGAACUAGUGAAAUGCAUUGAAGAUUUAUGUAUGCAGAAAGAAGAACUGAACAAACAAAUCCAGCAAGCAGAAGAGGAAAAGAAUAAACUCCAGCAUGAAAUCCAAGUCCUCAGUGAACAGCUGGAGUGUGUAUGUGAAAACCUGGCCCAAAAAGUGGCUUCACGGAAUGAGCUUGAUAAAAUACUUGCUGAAACUGAAGCUGCUUACAUGAAGAUUUUGGAUAGCUCUAGAACUUUACUUAAUGUCCUGAAGAAGGAAGUGGGAAGCUUAAAGCAUUCACCAGAUCUGAAAAGCAAUGUAACGUGAAACAGUCAAAUGUUUGGACUCUGCAGUGCUAAAAUUCCACUAGGUGAGAAAUGUGGUCAGCCACAGAACCUUACAGCCACAGUGUAAGCAGAGAGGGAUUUUCUUCCAGUCUUUCUGUAUGUUUUAUUAUUUUCAAAUGCACUAGAAAAAUAGAUUAAAUAAAGUUGCCGUUUUGCUUUAAAAAAAUCUAAUUAAUUGAACACUACAAAAAGUAGCAGAUAGGUAGUUGAGGUAGAUGGGAGACUGUCAGUUUUGACACCAUUGUGCUUCAAGGAUUAGAAAAAAGGCUUGUUUUAUUGGUUGACUUCAAAUGGCUCCCAGUAAAUGAUUCUUUGAAAACUAGUGGAUGCAAGUCAGUGAGAUGCUACUUCUUUUCACUUUACAAAUGCUUAGGCUUUACUGCUGGCACCAAGUAGAAAUGAGCUAUUCAGCUUCCUCUAGGAGCUUGGAGUUCUGUCUGAUGCAUGCACAAAGACAGCCCUGCGUGCAGUGAUUGCCUACUUCAAUAAUAGAGGGAUAAGGUGAGAAAUCAGGAGUAUUGCAGGGCAUGGGGGCUUAAAAUUUAGCACUGUAUGUGGUUCAUGCCUCUUCUGAGGCUGUUCUUCAAAGCCUUAUUUAGAAAGGAGGUGUGCUGCAGUGAAAGUCAGGUUUGGUGCAAGUGCAGACAGCUACACUGGGAAGGCUGGACCAGUAACUCACUUGGGGGUAAAAAAUGUGUCGGUAGCAACAAAAAGUCCUGAAAAACCGCUGGGGUCCAGUUAAAAAUACAGAGGUAAAUACAUGACCAAAGAAGAUAAUCCUGGCUAAAAGCUAGAAUAGAAUGUCUGAAAGCCUUUUUAGUGCCUUUUAGCUCUAUACUGAUCUGUUAAAUAAUUGUAGUAAGAUUGUGGAGUAUAAUGAACACCCUGAAAUGAUGUGAAAGAAAUACAAAUGAAAGGUGAAAGAAGAAAAUGAGAAGUGGUUUACAGCUAUCAGCCAUUCUUACAGAGGACAUCAAAAUAGAACUUAGCUUAGAGAUCAGGGGUGACAUAACAGCAUGGCAUAAAUUUCAAUUUAAUGCUGUUUUUUGUUUCUGCUGAACCUCUCUGUUCUGCAGAAAUCUCUCUCAGCAGUGUGUGCAUGUGAACGUGCAUUUUGUCCCACUUAUUUGUGUGUUACAACAGUAACUUUUUAAACUGUGUCUUGUCAAAUCUUCAUUCAAUACCAAUUAAUUCAAUUGAAAGAAGUGCAGUUGAAAUCUCCUGACUUGAUAGUGGUGUGUCUGUCAGGUGCACAUACAGAGGGAAUGGAGAUGUGAAUAAUCUUGGUAAUAGCUCUUCAUCAAUAAUAGAGAGCAAAUUUUAUGUUCUUCUGGUUGCCAAGCUACAUCAGGGAUGAGUGUGACUGAGCUCAUCAGAGUUUACUUGUCUGGCAUUUCCAGGGGCUUCCCUCUGGGGGAUUCCUGGUGGGCAAUGCAGAGGUGAUAAAAGAACAUUAUCUCAGGGGCUUUGCUGUUGUGGUGCUGCAGCACUCAGGAGCACCUGGUUUAUGUUGAGGGGAAACACGAAAAUUUUGCUCUCUUUAGUAGCAAAAAAGUGAUUUAUUUGACUGGACAUUUCAUGACAUUCUGUCUGCCCUUAGACUCAUAGUAAUAACUGAUUUAUAAGAAAUAGGAAGAUUCAGGAAAAGUACUACCUAAAGAGCAAGAACUUUGAGUUGCAAAUGUAAGCUGCUGCUUCUUAUUAGCUGCACUGGAACUCAAAAUUGUGAAAAGCAAUUUGUAUCAUAGAAGGCUCAUUUAUAGAGAACAGUAAAGUUAAUUGCUAGUAUUGGUCUCACACAAUAAUUACAGGUUUGUUUGCCUUAGAGUAAUCAUAAAUAAUGCUUCUUGUUCUAGUGAAGCUGAUAAAACUGAAGAAGCAUUAAGAGAAGCCUUAAAAGACUAAAGAAAUCUACUUCACAGCCAUUAUUAUGUCUAGUUUGUAGCUUAUUAUGGUGUCAAAACUAAAUAACUGGAGAUGCUUGAUUUUUUUUUUUUUUACUAAAAACACUAAGGGAAAAAUGUAACUGGUGACUAGUACUUAUGCACAUUUGGGGGCUUCCCAACAUUCAAAUAAAAAGCUGAAAUGUUGCUAGAAUUCCAUUCAGUGAUCCCAAUCUAAAGUUUGCAUUUAAAUUCACAUUUAAAAGUGGAGAGAAAUAAUAGAUAUCUAGGGCCUGCUAUUUUUAGAAUGACUCCCUAGUGUGGCAGUCAUCCUGCACCUGCAAAGUUGCUACUCAGAACUAGUGUUUGGCAUUAUAUUCUGUAUUUACCCAAAUGAGCCCUUUUAUUGACGUGGUAACCUUUUUCACUGCUUUUCCAGACACUAGAAAUCUUGACAUGAAUAGCUUUUGUUUAACAACUUCACUUUGUUCAGAAGACAUGCAGACUUAGUUGGUCCAAAGUAUUGCUGGAAGAGAAGUGAUAAUUGCAGAUGGCAGCAGCUCUGCAGGGAUAGCCUGAAGCAGAAAUUCUACCUGGAAUAAGGCAGGUCCUAAGUUUAAAGUAUACUUAUUCCUAACCUAAUUUUUGUAUUGAAUUUUUAUGACUCUCUGAGUUUGACCUGGUGCUUUACUGGAGUGGUUGCAGUCAAAAAUUGGGUUUCUAAUCUAAACUGCUGUGUUGAGUGUUCUGUAUCUUAUUGAGUAUGUGAAGAGAGUUUUUGAAACUCCUCUCUGUGCCCGAUUCAGAGGUUUAGUGAAAUGCAUCUGGAUCAGUUGUCUAAAGUCCUGAUUUAUGUAAAGGCAAUUUACCUGGCUUCCAAAUAACAGAAGCUAAAACUGGAAGAGAUCUGAUGAUUCCCUGCUUUUAUAGCAAUGCUUCUUCAAAUGUGCCCAGCACUUAACACACUAAUGAUCAACAGUUUUUUCAAAACAUUUGACUGUUGACUCCUUGCAAGUAAACUGAAGAGAUUUUGGCAGUUACCAAAGAAACUGCUUGUGGGUGGUAUGUUGGAGUAAAGUUAUUUUCUGUGUGGAAGUGGUUAUAGGAAGCACUGGGUGAAGUGCUUGUGCCAGCAGCCAUUCACACCCCGUUACUGCCUCUUUUCGAGUGUCCUUACCCAGCUGUUCAGGUACCUCCCACAUGCAGUUUCUGUUAGUCACAUUACAGAAAUGGAGGUGAGUGCACUGGGGGUUCACCCUGAUUUUAAGGGUAGGGAAUAAAGACAAUUUAUGAAUGUGAAGUCCUGGUUAGGAAAGACUGGAGCAUGAGGGGAUAGGAUAGAGAGGUGGAGUUUCUCCUGAUUCCUGCCUGCUCUAAGUGUACUUUACUGAGCUGCUGCCUACAGUUCUUGCUACCCAAUAAAUCAAAUUCCAGAAAUCAUCUGAGCUUCAUCUGCACUCUGGACGUUCUCCCCUUUCCUUUAAGCCCACGGAUGGUCAGCAAAAGAGGCAAUCUGUGUUUUGUUUUAUUUUUCUGUCUUUUAUUUCUUUCUGUUCCAGCGGAGGCUGUGCAAUCUGAGCCUCCUGUUUGCUGGGUAAGUGUGCUGCCAGGCUCCCACAGGAUGUUGUUUCCUGUCCUGGAUGCUCUCCUAUGAACAGUCCUCAGGGAAUUGCUCAGGUUUUAUAAAGAACCUCCAGUUCUGUGUGUGCUUGAUGUAGCCUGUAUGUCAGAUUGACCUUGGAGGGUUUAGGCAAAGGAUUGGCAGGCUUUUGGCUUUUGGCGAAUGCAAGAGAUUUGUUUCCUUGGACUAGGAAUUCUUCAGACUAGGAAGACCAGGCAUCUUCAAAUAGCCAAAGAAUUGUACAUUUAAACAAUGAAGCAAGCUGUAGUCUAAGCCCAGGACCUUGGAUUGCUGUUUCAGAAUUGAGAAUCAUUUCCAUCUAGGGGUACAAUGACAUUUCCAUCUGUACUUGGGGUACAGGUGUGUUCCACUCCAAAUCCAGUAAGUGGAUUAAGCUGAACUGGUAAUUCUGUAACAAGAACAUUCAGAAGAUUGUUAGCCAAGGGAUUAAAUGUCUACAGUUAGUUCAUCAUACAGAUGAGACUUGUGCAGAAGACCAAUAUCUGUUACUCCUUAGAUGAUUUUGCUGGUUAGGAGAGAUUUCAGUGAUAAGGUGUAGCUUGUGGCUGUUGCCUUAACUUUGAGCAGAUCCUAGACUCUUGGGGUUUUAUGCAAGAAGUAGACAAAACAGUUAUUUUUUUACAAUUUAUUUUCUUUUUUUAAUUUCUUCCUUUUCAGGAAUGAGCAAAGAAUUAUUAAUAAAUACUGUAGUGUUGAUUU
Molecule: messenger RNA, 5076 nt
Organism: Zonotrichia leucophrys gambelii
Lineage: Eukaryota; Metazoa; Chordata; Aves; Passeriformes; Passerellidae
Product: microtubule nucleation factor SSNA1-like
Exons: 2
Coding region: 488-832 (114 amino acids)
Cellular component (GO): ciliary basal body; centrosome
Source: RefSeq, a predicted model, not a curated record